GCCACGCUACUGCCGGCCUCUUUUUCUUUGUGUCAAAUCGGACUUUAUUUUUCGCAAUUUUCCGCAGUUUUUCAUUUAAGAAGUGUAACUUCGGGAAUAGAGACUCCGGGGAACCGAGUUCUUGAGCAAGUGUCGGGGAAAGGAAGAUACCUAUUUUUGGUCAGCCAAUUUGGAGCGCAGAUAUUGAAGCAGAAACGUAAACCCUUGCAUCCGAUAAACAAAAACCGGUGAAUCCCAAGAAUUGCGAGCCGGGGCACACACACCCUGGUGAUAAGGAAUCCAAUUCGAUCUCGCCACGUCAGCAAUAUCAGCCAAGACGUUAGUCUGAGAAAAGACUUCUAGACCAACGCAUCAGAUUAUUUUUUGCAAGCUAGCAGGCAGGAUCUAAGAUAUUUAGUGCUUCGUCAUGACAGAUAGUAAUAAUUUGGAGGCCACCGAAAUAAAGGCUCGCGAUUAUCAACUGCGGCUCGUGGAUUAUAUUACCAAGCACAAUGGCGUUAUCUACUUGCCCACAGGCUCCGGGAAAACCUACGUGGCUAUCCUGGCCCUCAAGCGAUUUUCCAAGGACAUGGACAAGCCCCUUGAAAAUGGAGGAAAGCGGGCGGUGUUUAUCUGCAACACCGUGGAACUGGCCCGUCAACAGGCGGUGGCCGUCAAGAAGUACACAAACUUUAAGGUCGGUUUCUAUGUGGGCGAACAGGGCGUGGACGACUGGACGCGCGACCAAUGGACUGGUGAAAUUCGAGAUCACCAAGUUUUGGUGGGCACGGCUCAGGUCAUCCUGGACUUGUUCACCCAGCGGCACAUGGAUCUGAGCUCCAUUAGCAUUGUAAUUAUAGACGAGUGCCACCACGGCACAGGUCAUCAUCCAUACCAUGAAUUCAUGCGGCUGUUCCUCUGCGUUGACCGCAAUUUGGCUUUGCCUCGCGUAGUGGGCCUCACCGGAGUCCUGAUCAAGGGUAAUGAGAUUAAACAGGUGGCCAAGAAGCUCAAGGAGCUGGAGACCACGUAUCGGGGAAACAUAAUUACCGUGUCGGACACCAAGGAGCUGGAAAACGUGAUGCUCUACUCAACCAAGCCGAAGGAGUACCUGCUCACGUAUCCAAAUCAGACCCAGGUGUUUCUAAUCACCCAGUCUAUACAGUCACAGAUUCAGAAAUUCUUCGCGUCCUUGGACCUCAUGGACAUUGGCACUCAACCGGUUCGGAGGUCGAAGUCCAUGCAAAGCCAGCGGGACCCGCAGAAAAAGAGCAUGGUGAAGCAGUUGUUCAACGACUUCCUGUUUCAGCUGGACCAGUACGGCAUAUACGCGGCAUCAAUAGCCAUCGUGUCGCUGAUUGUCGAGUUCGAGGUGAAGAAACGUCAGGCGGAGACGCUUAGUCUGAAACUAAUGCACCGGACGGCCAUUUCCUUGUGCGAAAGCAUCCGACAUACGCUGGUCCAUAAGCUGCGUGACUUGGUGGACGACGACGAAGAUCUCGAUGAUAAGACCAACACCGAGGAAACCAUCAUGAACUUUUCCACCCCGAAGGUGCAGAGAUUCCUGCAGUACCUGAAGAUCACCUUUGCCAACAAGGAUCCCAAGGAUAUCUGUUGCCUGGUCUUCGUCGAACGGCGCUACACCUGCAAGUGCAUCUACGGCCUGCUGUUGAACUUUAUCGAAUCCACGCCGGAGCUGCGGAAUGUGCUGACGCCCCAGUUCAUGGUGGGUCGCAACUCCAUCUCCCCGGAUUUUGAAAGCGUCCUGGAACGAAAGUGGCUGAAAUCGGCUAUUCAGCAAUUCAGGGAGGGCGACGCCAAUCUGAUGGUCUGCUCAAGCGUCCUGGAAGAGGGCAUCGAUGUGCAGGCUUGUAAUUAUGUCUUGAUUCUGGAUCCGCUCAAGACCUUCAACAUGUAUGUGCAGACAAAAGGUCGGGCUCGGUCCAAGGAUGCCAGUUUCGUGUUGUUUUCCUCGGAGCUGGACAAGGCCAAGAUAUCCCAGCAGAUCUGUCAGUAUCGCGAGGCCCAUGCUGAUAUUGCUGCUUAUCUGAAGGAUCGCGUUUUGGAGCGUACUGAGCCGGAAAUGUACGAGAUCAAACAGCACUUCCAGGACAUCAUACCGCCCUUCAUUAAUGAGCACGGAGCCGUAUUGUUGCCAAGCAGUGGCCUGAUUUUGCUCCAUCGUUAUUGCCAGAGCAUGCCCUCGGAUGCCUUUGGAUUUGUGAUUCCCUGGCUCAAUCUAUUGGACGAAGAUGGCCGCAAACAACUUUUCGGUGACUCUGCGAAGGGAAAGCAAGUAAUCUCCGUCAAUCUUCCGCUGAAUUCUAGGCUAAAGAACACGAUUUACAGCGAUCCCAUGGUCUGCGUUAGAUCCGCCAAGAUAUCGGCUGCAUUUAAGGCAUGUAAGCAACUCUACCUAAUGGGAGAGCUAAACGAGAGAUUCCUACCUGUAACGCUGAAGGAACGGGUGGCUGCCAUCGCCGACGUUCACUUUGAUCACUGGAAGAAGUAUGGCGAUGACGUGACUGCAGCAGUGCGCAAGGACCCGGAGAACAAGAUUCGCACCUACAAGACCGACUGUCCGGCGGAGUUCUUCGACGCACGUCCCCGAGUGGGUGAGGUCUGUUUUGCAUACGAGAUAUUCUUGGAGCCGCAGUUUGAGUGCUGCGACUACACGGAACACAUGUACACAAACCUGCAAACGUCUAGGAAUGUUGGUCUACUAUUGCGGCACAAGCUUCCCCGUCUGGCAGAGAUGCCGCUGUUUAGUAACCAGGGUAAACUGCAUGUCCGUGUGGCCGAGCAACCGCUAGAAUUAGUCAUGCAGAGCGCCGAGCAGCUGGAGCUGCUUCAUCAAUUCCACGGCAUGGUCUUUCGCGAUGUAUUAAAAAUCUGGCAGCCGUUCUUUGUAUUGGAUCGUCGCAGCAAGGAGAACUCGUACCUGAUAGUUCCCCUCACCGUGGGCGAGGAUCGGCGAAAAUGCAUUGACUGGCCACUGGUGAAAAAUUUCCAGAGAUUGCCCAAAGUACAAAAGUCAAGUGUACCUCAGCGCAAGCAGCAACCUGCUCCCCGUCCCGAGGACUUUGAGGGCAAAAUCGUGACCCAGUGGUAUGCCAACUAUGAGGAGAAGCGCAUGCUGGUCACCAAGGUGCAUCGGGAUCUUACUCCGUUUAGCAUGAUGGAGAAGAACCACCAGGAUAAGUCCUACUACGAAUUUACAAUGUCCAAGUACAGCAACCACAUCGGCGAUGUCGUGCACAAAGAUCAGUUUCUCAUCGAGGUCAGGGAACUCACGGAGCAGCUCAAUUUUUAUGUCAAACAACGUGGCAAAUCCUCCGCUCAGAGCAAGGCCAGAGCCAAGGUGGUUUUAAUUCCGGAGCUUUGCUUUCCUUUUGGAUUUCCUGGAGAUCUCUGGGUUAAGCUCAUCUACCUCCCCAGCAUCUUGCGUCGCCUGCACUUUCUUCUUCAUGCGGAGGCACUGCGAAAGCGAUUUAAUGCCUAUUUGGGACUCCAGCAGCUUCCCUUGAAUGGAGCGGACUACAGGCCCAAGCCACUGGAAAUCGAUUGGUCUCUUAAGAGGAAUGUCGACCCUCUGGGCAAUGCGAUACCCACUGAGGAUGUCGAGGAGCCACGAGCAUUACUGGAACCGAUGCCCACAAAAACUCUGGAGACGGCCGUAGCCAACCUGCAUAUCGAUGACUUCGAGAAUCCCUGGCAGCAGUACAUGGAGCCCGUGGAUCUGUCGCGGAAAAUCAUGGGUGCCUAUACCGUGGAGGUGGACUACUAUUACAAGUUCGCCAUGGGACAGGUGGCCCGGUUGGAUAAGAUGGAGUUCGAGGAUAAGGAGUACUGGGCAGAAAACCAAUUCAAAAUCCCCAAGGGUAAUAUCUAUGGGUGCAGAACUCCGACCAAGGCGAGUGUAAAUCUCCAAGCUCUCAUGCCCGCGGGUAAGGCUUUUCCGGGAGCAGUUAACCCGCUGCCCAUCCUGCAGAAAACCGUAUCAAAAGAAUAUAUUACACCCGCGGAACAGGGAGAAUUCUUGGCUGCCAUCACAUCCUCGAGCAGCGCGGAUGUGUUCGACAUGGAGCGCCUGGAGAUGCUGGGCGACUCCUUCCUCAAACUGAGUGCCACGCUCUACCUGGCCAACAAGUAUCCGGAAUGGAACGAGGGCACACUCACGCAAGUCAAGUCCAAGUUGGUGUCCAACCGGAAUCUGCUCUACUGCCUGAGUGACACGGACAUACCCAAAAAGAUCAGCACGAUGAUAUUUACACCCAGGUACACAUGGGUUCCGCCCAGUAUUAGUUUACCCCAAAAUGUGCUGGCCUUGUGGCAUGAGAAGCCGGAAUUGGCAGAGCUGGUGGGUCCCCACAAUCUGCGGGAUUUGGCUCUAGGUGAGGAGGAGUCGCUGGUAAAGAGCAACUGUAGCGACCUCAAUUACCGCAGCUUUGUGGAGGGUUGUCAAUCGAAUAAGCAUACCCAUUAUGCUGGCGCAGAUUUCUCCGCCGAGGUGAACUUCUGUGUGGGUCUCGUGAAGAUUGCCGACAAGGUGGUGGCCGAUACUUUGGAGGCGCUCCUGGGCGUGAUCGUGAAAAAUUACGGUCUGCAGCAUGCCUUCCGCAUGCUGGAGUACUUUAACAUUUGCCAAGCGGACAUUGGGAAGCCCCUCACCCAGUUGCUCGAUCUCAAAUUGGGCGGCAACAAGAUGCGGACAAACACCGCGGAGAUCGACGGCUUUCUAAUCAACCACCAACAUCUGGAGCAGAAUCUGGGGUACACGUUCAAGGAUCGGGGAUAUCUGCUGCAGGCGCUUACACAUCCCUCUUAUCCCACCAAUCGCAUCACUGGCUGCUACCAGGAGCUGGAGUUCAUAGGCGAUGCCAUCUUGGACUUCCUGAUCUCUGCCUAUAUUUACGAAAACAAUACCAAAAUGAAUCCAGGCGCCCUCACGGAUCUGCGAUCCGCUCUGGUUAACAAUACGACGCUGGCCUGUAUUUGUGUGCGACACAGACUGCACUUCUUCAUCCUGGCGGAGAACUCGAUGCUUUCCGAGUCUAUAUCCAAGUUCGUGCAGUUUCAGGAGAGCCAGGGACACAGGGUCACCAACCAUGUGCGCAUCCUGCUCGAGGAAGCCGACACUCAGCCCACUUUCUUGGACUUGGAUGACGAACUGGAUAUAGUGGAAUUGAAGGAGGCUUUGAAUGCUAUCUCUCAUGAUGAGAAAGAAAGUGCCCCCCCAAUGGGCGACUUUAACAUGUCGACGAACGUUGAUGUCCCCAAAGCCUUGGGCGAUAUCCUGGAGGCUCUUAUUGCAGCCAUCUACCUGGACUGCCGGGAUCUGCAACGCACUUGGGAGGUGAUUUUCAAUUUAUUCGAGCCGGAGCUGCAAGAGUUUACGCGCAACGUACCCAUCAAUCCCAUCCGCCAGCUCAGCGAGCACAAGCUUGCCAAUCCCGUCUUCAGUUCACCCAUCGUCGACCAGGACAAGGUGAUGAUCAGCUGUCAGUUCACCUGCAUGGAGAAGUCCGUCAAGGUGUACGGAUUUGGCAGCAAUAAGAACCAGGCCAAGUUGGCGGCUGCCAAGCAUGCCCUCCAGAAGUUGAGUAAAUGUGACGCAUAAGAUGGUGGGGGCAUGCAACGCAGUCCAGAUUACCUUCCACUUUCAACUGAUUUUUUCGAAACUGCAUUGCACAUAGUUAUCCCGCUUUGAAAAAAUCCGUUCCAAGUGGAGUGGAAAGCAUGCUGUGGGGAAGCUUUUAUGAACAAUAACUACUUAAGCCAAUUUUUUUAAAAAUUUUUGCAUUGCAUCCCUUUUAAGAUGUAAUGUAAACUUGUUUUAAAAAUUAAAAUAAUAUAUUACUAGCUAUUCCGAACUAUAAAAAUCAAAAUAAAAUAUUUUUAUACCUUAGAUCCUAUAAAUAAAUGUUACCAAGCAAUUGAA
Molecule: messenger RNA, 5920 nt
Organism: Drosophila suzukii
Lineage: Eukaryota; Metazoa; Arthropoda; Insecta; Diptera; Drosophilidae
Gene: Dcr-2
Product: Endoribonuclease Dcr-2
Biological process (GO): siRNA processing; apoptotic DNA fragmentation
Cellular component (GO): nucleus; RISC complex; cytoplasm
Molecular function (GO): ATP binding; RNA binding; deoxyribonuclease I activity
Source: RefSeq, a predicted model, not a curated record